This is a messenger RNA of Cotesia glomerata, 2421 nucleotides long. It is a transcript of the gene Mlh1, whose product is annotated as DNA mismatch repair protein Mlh1. Lineage: Eukaryota; Metazoa; Arthropoda; Insecta; Hymenoptera; Braconidae. The record is from RefSeq and is a predicted model, not a curated record. Gene Ontology annotation, molecular function: ATP binding; ATP hydrolysis activity; mismatched DNA binding. Gene Ontology annotation, biological process: mismatch repair. Bases 130 to 2421 code for a protein of 763 amino acids. The transcript is spliced from 4 exons. Gene Ontology annotation, cellular component: MutLalpha complex.
UGAGUUAAUUUUAUGGAGUCGGAGAAUGAUUAGUUGAAAUAAAAAUAAAAAUAUUGAGUAUUUUUUUUAUUAAUGGAUGGAAAAAGAUUCUAUAUUUAAAUACGAUUAAUUUAUGACAAUAAUUAUAAAAUGGCACUCCCGGGAAAAAUAAAGAAAUUAGAUCAAGUGGUUGUCAAUCGAAUUGCUGCUGGUGAAAUAAUUCAAAAGCCGGCUAAUGCGUUGAAGGAAUUAAUUGAAAACAGUCUUGACGCAAAAGCAAGUGACAUUCAAAUAACUGUCAAAGAUGGUGGAUUAAAAUUAUUACAGAUCCAGGACAACGGCACUGGAAUCCUAAAAGAAGAUCUCGAAAUAGUUUGCGAGCGUUUCACAACCAGCAAGCUAUCCUCCUUCGCUGAUCUACACUCCUUAUCAACGUACGGUUUCCGAGGAGAAGCUCUAGCAAGUAUCAGCCACGUGGCUCAGCUGACAAUAACAACAAAGACAGCGCAGGACAAGGUAGCUCACCGGGUGAGCUACGUCGACGGUAAACUUAAAGCGCCCCCUAAAGCGUUGGCAGGGAACCAAGGGACUACAAUUACCAUCGAGAACCUUUUUUAUAAUGUACCGCAGCGGAGGAAAGCUCUGGAUAAUAUCAGCGAACAAUUUACUGGAAUAACUGAAGUAGUGACCCGCUAUGCGGUUCACAACUCUUCGGUGGCCUUUACUUUAAAGAAACAAGGCGAGAACAGCCCCUACGUCCGGACUCCUAGCAAGUCCGACAGAGUGGAUACCAUCAAGCUGCUCUUCGGGCAAGCUGUCGCUCGGGAGCUCAUAGAAGUCACUCUAGAAGAUUCGGUAUAUAAAUUCAAGCUCCAGGCGCUGAUCACAAACCCGAAUUACUCUAAUAAGAAGCUCGUGUUCUUGUUGUUCAUCAACCACCGGCUUGUCGAGUCGACGCUGAUAAAAAAAAUGCUCGACGACUUGUACUCCAUCUACCUGCCGAAGAAAACUCACCCUUGGUGUUAUAUCUCUCUGGAGAUUGACCCCAACAAUGUGGACGUCAAUGUUCAUCCCACCAAGUCUCAAGUCAAGUUUUUACAUGAAGAAGCUAUUGUUGAGAGAGUCAAGGAGGCGCUUGAUGGUAAAUUGUCUUCUAAUAACGCCUCCAGGACUUUUUAUGCUCAGGCUAGGCUGCCACAGGUUGACCUCUCGAGAGAAGCUUUGGGCCAGGUCUUGCCUGAUCUUACUACAGGAAGCAAUGAGAACAAGGACAAGGGCAAGGUUCAAGCCAGUAAAAUGGUACGCACUGAUCAUCAAGCACAGAAGCUUGAGAAGUUUAAUUUUACUGUCAGUUUGGAAAAGUCUUUGGAUCAACAGCUGGAUGGUGAAGUAGAGACAGAUCCUGUUGAAGAAGUUAAGCCCAAGGAGCCAGAUAUAGUAUCUAAACCCGCUGAGCGGGCUCUCAAGACAGUCCAAAAGUUGUUCGGCUUUCAAGAACCUACUAGAGAAGCUAAAGAAGCUAAAGCACCUCUCCCUGAAAAUCGAAUUAUCGAGCUGAAAUUAACCCCAGCGCCUCCUGAAAUUCCUGAAACUCCUGAAAUUCCUCCGGAACAAACUCCUGAGUUUUCUGUAACAGUUCCGGAACAAACUUCUGAAUGCGUCCGUCUGGAGUCAGUCGAAGAAGAAAAAGAGUCAGCAGCGACAUUCAAAUCCUACUCUGUAAACUCUUACCGGCGUCCUGUAGAGCUAACAAGUAUCUUGAGAUUGAGGAAGCGAGUGGAGGACAGCUAUCACGGCGGAUUGAGAAAAAUAUUAUCUGGAAUGAUUUUCAUCGGGUGCAUUGAUGAAAAAUUAGUUUUGUUCCAGAGCGACGUCGAUCUUUAUAUCUGCAAAGUUAAAAAUUUAGCCGAAGAAUUAUUUUAUGAAAUAAUGCUGUACGACUUUGCUAAUUACGGAGUGCUUAAAUUCUCUUCAGCUUUGUCGCUGGUAGAACUUGCGAAGCUUGGGCUGAAGAAAAAAUCUUCUAAAAGUUCUAUGGAACAGUUCGCGGAACAAGUUAAAGAUUUGCUGGUCAGCAAAUCUGAAAUGUUGAAGGAAUAUUUUGCAAUUGUAAUCACUAAAAAUGGAUACAUAAAAUCUUUGCCGGUUUUGUUAGAAGAUUAUUAUCCAGAUGUUGCUGGAGAACUGCCUAAUUUUGUGGUAAGACUCGCUACGGAGGUUGACUGGAAUGAAGAGCAGAAGUGCUUUGAAGAUAUCUCCAGAGAAACUGCGAGGUUUUACAGUAAUGUUGAUUUUAACAAAGAUUGGCGGCAUUCAAUAGAGUACACUCUUUUUCCGGCGGUUAAAGAAAGUCUGCUUCCGCCUAAAGAGUUUGCUCAUGACUCCAGUAUUCUUAAGAUUGCUAGCUUACCUGAUUUGUACAAAGUAUUUGAGCGUUGUUGA